AUGCCUGAAAUAGAUCCAAAUGUUGAUCAGUUGACGCAGUUUCGAGAGAUUUGUCAUGAAAAAGUACAAAAGUUCAAAGAGCGACUCGACGAGUGCAACAAACGUGUAACAUCGAGGAAGAAGACGAGUGAAACUUGUCAUGAAGAGAUGGUCGAAUAUAUGCACCAUCUGGAUCAUUGUGCAAUGCCGCAAGCUUUCGCUACUCUUAAAUGA
This is a messenger RNA of Dracunculus medinensis (Guinea worm), 213 nucleotides long. Lineage: Eukaryota; Metazoa; Nematoda; Chromadorea; Rhabditida; Dracunculidae. The record is from the annotation of a GenBank genome assembly.